Messenger RNA from Strongylocentrotus purpuratus (purple sea urchin), 1633 nucleotides. RefSeq names its product transcription termination factor 4, mitochondrial-like. The coding region runs from base 1151 to 1480 and encodes 109 amino acids. The record is from RefSeq and is a predicted model, not a curated record. NCBI's taxonomy places the organism in Eukaryota, Metazoa, Echinodermata, Echinoidea, Camarodonta, Strongylocentrotidae. The transcript has 3 exons.
CUUUGCCCAAUACUUCGAGUCUGCGCCUCCGCUUUUCUUGGAGUCAUUGCUCUUUCUCCCUGCAUGCUGGACACAUGUACUUAUGAUAAGUAAACAGACGGACACGGUGAUUGAGCAAGCACAGUCUGCACGUUAUCUGAAUGGCGACUGAUUCUAGGUAGAUUCUAGGUAGAAAGAGCGGACACUCAGAGAACGAGCCGCGGAGUCUUCCCGGGGGAAGUGGCGGGAAUUUCAAACGACCAUCUUUUGCCACGUGGACCUCAAGAGGCUGCCCUUCAACGUCAGGGACCGUCAGGGACCGUGAAUUUUUCGAGUCGAUCUGGAUUCUGGUAUCCUUUUAAUUACUUGCACCUGGGGGGAGAGCUAAAAGAUUGUAAGACAACCAUCAUGGCCAGUAGCUAUUUGACCUUGCGUGUCCUUUCAAGACAGAUGCCUUUCUUUGGGAAGCUGCAGAGAUGUGUCCUCUCUUCUUGGUCAUCAAAUUACCACACAGCUGUUUCUGCAAGUCACAUUCAUCAUUCUACAGUAGGAAAAAGUAGGAUGUUUGCCACAUGUAGUACAAGUUAUCCACUUUUUAUGGACAGAAGAAUUUUAUCCAUGUUCCACAAAGUUGGGAAACUAAAAUGUAUAUAUUGCACAACCAGCACCUUUUGCCUCACAUUUCAGUAGCACCAGUGCAAGCUACAGUGACACUGAACCUGCAGUUAUUACUUUGAUAGAAACUGAAGAUGACUUGGAAACAUUUCUCAGCCAAGUUAGGUCUGUACUGAACUUAGCAGAACCUUCAAAAACAUAUGUAAUAUCCGUGCAGAAUCUCAGACCCCUUGUUCAAAAGCUGGUCCAUCUGGAUUGUGAUUGUAGAAGCAUUCUUGCAAUGCUAGUAGCUAAUCCUGGUAUCCUGUCUGUGAAGAUGGACAAACUACUUAGUGACAUCGACCACCUUCACUUGUUGGGAUUGAACUGGAGACGGUUGAUGAAGGCCCUUGAUGGAAAUGCAUCUCUGUGGAAGGCAUCACUUCAGCAGCUACAGAGCAGGGUCAAGAAGCUGAGGAAGCUAGGCUUUGUGGAAGGACAACUGCAGAAGUUGAUUGCAGAUUGGCCAUAGAUACUGACCAUAUGUAGUGCUCAGUUGAAUGCAGUUAAGUUGCUGAUGGAGAAGUGCAGAUUUCCCAUAGCAGAAGUCUUGACCAUAUUAUCUGACAGUCCAGCAAUCCUGAAAGAAGACCUGGAGAGUAUCGAGCUUCGUUUCCAGUAUAGCUACUUCAGGAUGGGUAUCCAGAACAACUCAGACAUGACUCAAGCCAAGAUCUUCAAAUACUCCCUUGAUCACCUACGAUGCAGGCAUCUUAUCCUGGAGAGGCUUGGUCUGUAUGCUGCACCCAACAACAGAGGGCACUUUGCUAUGAAGAAUCCUAGUUUGUCAAGGCUCAUUGAAGGUUCACAGAGAAGGUGGCUAAGACCAGCGUGGAAGAGUAUGUAACAUUUACCAAGAUGCUCCUAGAGGAUAUUAGGUCAGUAGCCUUGGAUUAUGUUUUAACAAAUUAAUAUGAGAAUAAAUGAAUCAAUUUUUGUUAUUUGUUCAUGAUUCUUACUCAAUAUUCACUUCAAAAUGCUGAUUAUAUUCAGAGGAUUU